Messenger RNA from Colletotrichum karsti, 291 nucleotides. RefSeq lists its product as uncharacterized. The transcript has 3 exons. Lineage: Eukaryota; Fungi; Ascomycota; Sordariomycetes; Glomerellales; Glomerellaceae. The record is from RefSeq and is a predicted model, not a curated record.
CUGAUCAGGGUCCGGUGGAAAUGGAACCGGAAAAAAAUUGAGGGGCAAGCCGCUGACAUUUCGGGGAAAACGCAGGGCGCGAAGGCUCAGCAGAAGCGCGACCGCAACGCACAGAACGCCAAGCCCAAGGGCUCUCAGCUCAAGGUGAACGCCGCCGCCAAGGACAUCCAGUGCCAGAUCUGCAAGUCCACCUUCCUCAAGACCACCAAGGCUCCCGCUCUUACCGAGCACGCCGAGAACAAGCACAGCAAGGGUCUUGCUGACUGCUUCCCCGCCUUUGUUGCCGCAUAA